This is a messenger RNA of Ornithodoros turicata, 942 nucleotides long. Its product is annotated as allergen Arg r 1-like. The transcript is spliced from 7 exons. The coding region runs from base 110 to 862 and encodes 250 amino acids. Lineage: Eukaryota; Metazoa; Arthropoda; Arachnida; Ixodida; Argasidae. The record is from RefSeq and is a predicted model, not a curated record. Gene Ontology annotation, biological process: symbiont-mediated perturbation of host defenses. Gene Ontology annotation, molecular function: amine binding.
GCAGUGAGCUCUGCAUGUCCUAGCCAGUUUAAAGUUCCUUAUAUGUGCUCCUUGUUCGUUUCCCCCCACCAAUAUUCCAGCCUUCUUUUGUUUGUAUUAAUAUGUGCAUAUGUGCCGAAGCCCAGCGCCUCUUUCAAAGGAACUGCCCCUGCCUUUGGAGGGAUACGUUGGCAAUGCAACACAAUGUGCUCGGUUGUCUCCACUGUUUCCUCACAGAUGGCCCUUACUGUUUUCGUCGUCUCCGUCGGCACAAAAAUAUAUAACCAGCAUUGCAUCGACUGGGAGUGACGAAGAGCAACUGUGUCAUCGAUAUUCAAGCCCCAAGUCGAAGAUGUACCUUGUACCCGUCUUGUUCUCCGUUGUGCUUCUUGCUGCUGCGAACAGUCCCAAGAAACAGAGCGACUGUAAACCCAAGGCAAAGGACCAAGUGGCAUGGCAGGUGGUGAAGGCACUCGAAAAGGAGACCUUCUAUCUCUUCAAGGCAACUUCAGACAAGGUGAAAAAUUGCACGUAUAUGAAGGCAAAUGAGACGAAGGAUGAUAAUAAGACAGCGACAUUGAUCACCAGUACCGGAUUAAGGCGAGUUGAAGAGGUAACAACCGUCGUUGGAGACGGUAAUCAUCUCAAAGUCGGCAGCGUAGAAUUCGGCUCCCUUCCCGUAUGGUACACCGACAACUCGACCUGUAGCGUGCUCGUCGCACCGGAUGAAAAGAAUGUCCUCCUGUGGGUCGCUGGCAGCACCGCAGCAAACGCGACUUUUGAUGAGUGCUGCAAGAAAGUCUUCAAAAGGGAAGCGAAGAAAGCGAACCAGACCAUACACCACAAGUUCUCCAAGGCGUGCCUCAAAAAAAAGUCUCCGUGAAGUAACAGCGUUUUGCCAAACAGUUUCCUACCCGGAUCCUACUAUGUGAAGUAAAAUAAACAAUGUAAUUGUGAAGAGCA